This is a messenger RNA of Hemicordylus capensis (graceful crag lizard), 1525 nucleotides long. It is a transcript of the gene SELENOT, whose product is annotated as selenoprotein T. Gene Ontology annotation, biological process: cell redox homeostasis. The record is from RefSeq and is a predicted model, not a curated record. Gene Ontology annotation, cellular component: endoplasmic reticulum membrane. Gene Ontology annotation, molecular function: thioredoxin-disulfide reductase (NADPH) activity. NCBI's taxonomy places the organism in Eukaryota, Metazoa, Chordata, Lepidosauria, Squamata, Cordylidae. The transcript has 6 exons.
CGGCGACUGUAGCGGUUGAGGGAGCGUUUCUCUUCGCAGCCAACCAAGGAGAGGGGCAGCCUCGCGCAGGCGCCUGACGCCGCCGGCUCACGUGAUUCCGCCUGCUGCUGGGGAUGGGGGGGAGGAAGGAGGGAGUCUCCUCCGCGACCGGCUCCACCUGCGUUCCGGGUCCAGAGAGCGGCGGCCGCAGAAUGAAGCCGGCGCUGGCGUUGCUGCUGCUGUUGGCGGCGGGGCUGAGCGGGGCCUCGGCGCAGCCGGGCGGGUUGCCGCCUGGGAAGAAGCUGCGCAUGGCCUACGCCACGGGCCCGCUGCUCAAGUUCCAGAUCUGUGUUUCCUGAGGCUACAGGCGGGUGUUUGAGGAGUACAUGCGGGUUAUUAGCCAGCGGUACCCAGACAUCCGCAUUGAAGGGGAAAACUACCUUCCUCAGCCUAUUUAUAGACAUAUAGCAUCUUUCCUGUCAGUCUUCAAACUAGUGUUAAUAGGCUUCAUUAUUGUUGGCAAGGAUCCUUUUGCUUUCUUUGGCAUGCAGGCUCCAAGUAUCUGGCAGUGGGGCCAAGAAAAUAAGGUUUAUGCUUGUAUGAUGGUUUUCUUCCUGAGCAACAUGAUUGAGAACCAGUGUAUGUCAACGGGUGCAUUUGAAAUAACUUUAAAUGAUGUUCCAGUGUGGUCUAAGCUGGAAUCUGGGCACCUUCCUUCCAUGCAGCAGCUUGUUCAGAUUCUUGAUAAUGAAAUGAAACUCAACGUGCACAUGGAGCAAAUGCCACCUCAUAGAUCAUAGCCCCAUCCUUCAGUACUGAAAACCUCUUACAUUAAGUGAAACUUUCCAAAGGCAACAUGAACGAAAUGAAUGAAGGCCUGUACUGAAGACAGCAAGCUGUUGGUACAGACUGGAUGCUCUCCUCGCCUUCAUGUUGUUCCUCCUGAGAAUCUUAAUGCAAGACCCCUUUCAGUGCUGGCAUGUUUCCAAAUACUGCACUUUCAAGGAGUGCAAUAAUACUGUAUAGAAUUAACUUUUUUAAAAAAGAGAAAAAGUUCAGCGCUAGACAAUGCAGGCAUUACAUGAUGAUAACUUUGUUUUAUAUUCAUGUUUAAGAAGAUGACAGAAUUAGUUAAAAGCCUAAUUUUUUCCUUGGAAAAAAAAUGUUGUCUUAUCUGCUUUAUAUGGAAUUUUCAGUUCCAUUUGUAGUUUGAAAUAGAUCUCUACUGGUUAUCUUUUGGACUAGUUUGGAUAAUAAUUGAUGGCUGUCAAACAUUGCUGAUUUGGUUAUGUACGUUUUGUAUAUUUUCAGAGUAUAUUGCUGAAUGAAUGGUGCAUUGUAUACUAAAUUAUAUAAACAAAGUUAUAUGCAGAGUAACUACCCUCAAUGUUGUGACUUCAGAGAAGAUCAACUGCUUUUCAAAUUCCCUUGACAGUUUAAAUUCUGUUUCCUGAACCAGUCAACAUGGUCAAAUAGCUGGGCCUCUAUACUGUUCUAAAUAUGAACUAAGCAAACUAAUUUAAAUAAAUAAAUUUCAUUUACUGUG